Molecule: messenger RNA, 1275 nt
Organism: Pisolithus orientalis
Lineage: Eukaryota; Fungi; Basidiomycota; Agaricomycetes; Boletales; Pisolithaceae
Product: Vta1 like-domain-containing protein
Exons: 5
Coding region: 1-1275 (424 amino acids)
Biological process (GO): late endosome to vacuole transport via multivesicular body sorting pathway
Cellular component (GO): multivesicular body
Source: RefSeq, a predicted model, not a curated record
AUGGCUCUUGGUUUGCCACCCGUUUCCGUGGGGCUCAAGGCAAUAGCCCCAUUCCUCCAGCGCGCGGAAGAACUCGUUGAACGAGAACCCGUUAUCGCCUAUUGGUGUGCAUACUACGCAGCCCAAGUGGGCAUCUCACUCAAGGCCAAGGAUGCUGCAUCUCGCACACUCCUCUUUGGUCUCCUUACAGCACUCGAACGUCUCAAGAACGAGAUCGGUCCAAAUGAUGCGAUAGAUAUGGAAGCUGCAAGUGCAGCAUACGUCGAAAACUUCGCCUUGAAAGUCUUCAAGAUGGCUGAUGACGAAGACAGAGCGGGCAGAGCGAACAAGUCUACAGCGAAAAAGUUCCUUGCUGCUUCAAAUUUCUUCGAAGUGCUCAAGAUUUUUCCCAAGUCAGAAGUCUCAGAAGCAACAGAAUCCAAGCUGCGAUAUGCGCAGUGGAAAGCAGCAGAUAUUGCCAAGGCCUUCCGAGAAGGGCGCAAGCCAAAUCCGGGCCCUGCAGCACCCAAGGUAGAUCCGGAGCUUGUCACUGCGGAACUAGCUGCUCCCUUGCACCCCCAACGUCCACAGAACCACUCUCUUCUGUCUCACAACCUCCUACCACACCGCCCAAAACAUUCCGUGAUCCCUCUCCGUCAACGGCGGCAUUCCCCUCCACCUCAGUUACCCGCUGCUGACAUCACCCGAGCAAAUGAUGUCCCGAUAUACGGUGAUGGACGGCGAGAUGAGGAGGUGCUCACUCCAGGGCGGUGGAGCACGACCGCUACGCCUGGUUAUGAGUUAACUCACGAGCAUGCCUUAGAGGGUAUCGCGGAGCAAGACGAAAUCUCGCAAAGAUCGACGCCGAUUUCCGGCUCGCCGCCUCGAGCUACAGUUGGGCGGGCACAACCACCGUCGACUUCACCUCCUCGCCGGCAUUCGCCCCGAUUGGAUGUCACGCUGCCUCCAGGUUUCGUGCCCACUGGUCCGCCAGUCCCCGAAUAUGCAACCCCCUGUAUGGUAGACACCCGUGACGGCAUUGCAGAAACAUUCGUAUCUCCUGUUUCACCGGUUGCUUUGCCAUCCCAUCCUAUACAUGCCGCCGUUCUGCCACCGCUACCACCUCCUGUGCCGGCAUCGGAGCUGUCUCCAUCCAUGGUAGCAAUGGCUCAGAAACAUUGUCGGUUUGCGAUAUCAUCGUUGGACUACGAGGAUGUGGAGCAGGCUCGCAAGGAGUUGCUUGUCGCAUUGGGUUUGUUGGGGGGACUACGUCCGCAGUACGAAAAAGCGGAUUGA